CAAAAUUGUAACUGGCAAUCAGCUAUUUUUCUUCUCAUUUUUUGACCAUAAGACAAAAUCUGCUUCAAAAAAAGAGCAGUUUCAACUCAGUAAGAAGAAAAGUGAAAGUUUUAUUAUUCUUGGCAAUUUUCUCCGGCUUUAAAAUCAAUUAGGAGCUGUUUUUGAAAUAAUCCAAAACAAAGAUGGCGGCAGCAAAGGAAGCCUUGACAUCUCCAGUCUUUCGAACACCAAACAUAGAUUCUCCCGCUACAAGACGCCGUAGACCUCUAGCUCUUGUAAGCAAUAAUACUCCUUCUAAUAAUCUAACGUUGAAUGACGAUGAUGCUGAGAAGAGACAGCGUCGAUUGUCCAGGGUUACGAGUGUUGCUCUAUCGACUCCUUCGACUCCAAGAAGUGCAAGUAGGGGAUUGGAUUCUGAAAGGAGUCAGACGAAAAGUGGUCUCACCAACUUCCAGCUAAAGGAUUUGUAUUCUAACUGUAUAAAACUGUCGACUGAAAAUAAAAUUAACUCCAAGAAUGCAUUUGGGCUGCAUUUGAUUGACUACAUGCAAGACCUUAUCAAAACAGUCAAGGAAGGAGACAUGACAAACUUUCAAGUUGCAAGCUGUACUCUGGAUGCUAGUGCAAAGAUUUACGCUGGACGAGUGGACUCAAUCCAUGCACAGGCAUACAAAAUGUUAGGGGGGUUAGGACGGGCUGAAAACAACAAAGAUGGUGAUGGAGACACUGACCAUGCAACAGAUGAACCUCAAGCUGGGAAACAGAAGACCAAGAGGAUCAACCACAGACCAGGAAAUACUAUUGAGUCCAAUCUAAAGAACCUAGAUGUCAAUCAGUUUGAUCUGGAGUUUGAAGUUGACCCAUUGUUUCACAAGACAUCAGCUGCUUUUGACGAGGGUGGUACGGAGGGCUUGCUUGUCAAUCACCUGUUUGUGCGUGACGAUGGUUGUGAACUUCUACUUGAUUCUACUGCGGUUACCACGACACCCAAAAAUGUUACCACUGAAGGCCAAACAUCCCAGGAUAAUGCUAUGAUUGAUUUAUCAGAACUAAGAGAUGCCUACAGUAAUAUCAAUUUUGAGAGCUUUCAAAUCUGCCCCUACUUUACUGAGUUUGAAUUUACCAAUUGGAACAAAGAUGACGAUGUAAAUCCAGAGUUCAGCAAUAUGAUACAAAAGUCUAAAAAUGAUGAACAUGCCUUUGAUAUUGAUGCACCAGUAACUGAACAUCCAGACGAUUAUCCAGAAGCAGUGGGGGAAGAUUAUGGUGAUGACGACAUGGGAGAGGACAUCGAAUAUGGCCAUGAUGCUCGUGAGGGAACAAAUGCUCUGAUGGCUAAUGCAACUUUAGCCUUUGCCGAUGGCAAAGAGGCAAGGCUUAUCACUGCUCAGGAUGCAAGAUAUCCGUCUGAUGUGGUUGGGAGUGCAGCUGCAACACUGGGUAGCCUGUGUUUAGAACUAUCAGAUAAACCCAGUGAAUACUCUUACUUCAAGUCUGGCAUGCUGGCUACAUGGGCCGGACCAGAACAUUGGAAGAUGAAGGCUAGACUACCCAAAUUGGCAGGUAUAACGAYGAGUUCAGCUCAAGAUGAGCAAUCCAAGAAAAAGAAGGGCAAGAAAGAGGCAUUCAAAGUUGAUUUUGAUACAGAACUGGAUGUUAAACAAUACUUCUCUAAAAGCAGGGCAGCAACAACUUUAGCCAAGUCUACUCUAGAGAAGCUUUCUUCUGCCAAGACGACAUUCCCAGACGACCUACACUACGAUGCUGACAGUUUGUUUAGACUUUUCACUAAACCUAAAAUCCUGCUGAGGAGACAGCUUCAGCCACAGACAGAAGUGGCCGACGAUGGGUCAGAAUGGUAUAACUAUAACAAUCCAAAUGAUGCUGCAAACUACUGCCCAGACCUUCAGGAUGGAAGUGAUGAUGACGAUGUCCCUUGUGGAACAAACAGCUCUGGUUCACAGUAUAUGACUAAUGCAGGAGGUGUUGGUACAGACAUGACAUACGACCUUAGUCAUUCCUCUCAGGGAUUGAGCUUCUCUAAUGAGAGUGCUAUAGACAUGACAAUGUUUGCUGGUGAUGGUCUGAUAGCUCAGCCAAAUAAGGUGGCUAAAAUCGACAUAGGGUAUGCAAAAACAGCCAAGAAAAUGGAUGUCAAGAAACUUAAAGCAGCCAUGUGGAAUCUGUUAACAAAAGGACAAGACGAAAACAAGGAAAACAUACCAAAUGAAUCUGAAAGUGUAACUGAAAAACCUAGUCUAGAAGAGAACACAUGGAGUGAACCCAAAUCCUUCAAGAAUAUCUACAGCCAUCUUCCUGAGAAGAUAUCCAAAAAUAUGGCUAAAAACUUGUCUGUUCCCAUUGCAUUUGUCUGUGUUUUACAUCUGGCAAACGAAAAAUGCCUAAAGAUGAUACCGGACCUUGAAAUGGCUGACUUUGCUGUUUCUAAAGAUUAAUUCUUAUCAUUUGUUUUUAUGGGUUUUUUUUUACGAUUUUAAAGAUUUUGUAAUAAACUUUGUAUCUCAUAUAAGGAUCUUAAAGUAAUAAAAAACAGAAUUGAGUUGUA
Messenger RNA from Actinia tenebrosa (Australian red waratah sea anemone), 2566 nucleotides. RefSeq names its product condensin complex subunit 2. Gene Ontology annotation, cellular component: condensin complex. Lineage: Eukaryota; Metazoa; Cnidaria; Anthozoa; Actiniaria; Actiniidae. Gene Ontology annotation, biological process: mitotic chromosome condensation. The record is from RefSeq and is a predicted model, not a curated record. Gene Ontology annotation, molecular function: chromatin binding.